AUGCCCUGCGCCCCUCCAUCCACGGCCGCGGCCACUCCAACUGGCGCCACCACAACACCGUGCGCCCGCGCGCCACGUCGUACACCCUCAAGGACAAGUUCGACUCGUCUAACAUUCUUGAGUGCGUCCCCCGAUCGCGACUUUACUUCCGCUUUACUGACGCGUCGCAACAGCGAGUUCGACUUCUGGCAUAGCGAGGACCCCACCCAUGGCAGUGUCAACUACCUCGGGAAAGACGAAGCCACGGAGAAGAAGCUCGCCUAUGUUGAUAAUGGUGUCGUCGUGCUGGCCGUUGAUGACACUACCUGGCUUCCUAGCGGUGGCAACCGUGACUCUGUCCGCAUUAGCUCCAAGGCAAACUACGAUAACGGCCUGUUCAUUGCCGACUUCGAAGCGAUGCCUUGGGGCUGCUCCGUCUGGCCCGCCUACUGGUCCAACGGCCCCAACUGGCCCGCCGGUGGCGAAAUCGACGUCCUUGAGGGCGUAAACGAGGCCACCACCAACCAGUACACCCUCCACACGUCCGAUGGCUGCUCCGCCUCCGCCGGCAACGCUAAGAUUACCGCGAACCUCGGUAACGCAAAGUGCGCCUCCGCCAACGGCGACAACGCCGGUUGCGCCUACUUCGAUACCGACAACCGCAGCUACGGCAAGGGCUUCAACGAGGCCGGUGGUGGGGUCUACGCGCACCUUAUCGACUCGACGGGCAUCAAGAUCUGGUUCUUCUCCCGCGGCGACGUCCCCCAGGACAUCACUUCAGGGAACCCGGACCCGUCGAGCUGGGACAGCCCCGCGGCGUUCUGGGCCACGGAGACAUGCGACAUCGCCAGCCACUUCUACUCGCAGCAGCUCAUCAUCGACACGACGCUCUGCGGCGACUGGGCCGGCAGCUCGUUCAACUCUGAUGGUUGCUCCGGCUCGUGCGCUGACACUGUUGCCGACCCGGGCAACUUCAAGAACGCGAAGUGGCGCAUCAACUCGAUCAAGGUGUACCAGGCUGGCGGUGACGGUGGUGACGACUCUGGCUCUGGCUCGUCCGAUGGCGCCUCGUCCACCGACUGGUGGAGCUCCGAAACCAUCAGCGCGAGCCUCGGCUUGACCAUCUCCGCCGGUAACGUGAACGCGCAGCCCACGGACUCGGUCGCGCCGACCAGCACCGCGUGGAGCUCCGCCGCGUCCGCGACCAGCACCGGCUCCCCGGACAACGGUGACGACGAAGACUGCGAUGAUGAGGAUGACGGCGAGGACGACACCGAUGGCGAGAACGCGAACGACGAGGACGACGGCGAGGACUGCGAUGACGAGGGCGACGAUAGCGCCUCCGGCACCGCUGCCUCCGCUGCCGGCGCCUCGUCCACUGGUACGGGCUCUGAGGACGGCGACGACUGCGAUGACAGUGAGGGCGCCUCGGCGUCCGCCACUGGCUCCGCCGCCGCGUCUUCUUCCACGUCAGUCAACAAUGGCGCCUCUUCGUCCAACAGCGGCUCGUCCUCGGGUAACAACAAUGAGGGCGACGACUGCGACGAUGAGGGCUCCGACGAUGGUUCCCGCGCCGCUACCAGCGGCUCUGCUGGUGACGCCUCAGCUACCGGCUCGUCCUCGGGCGCAUCCUCCACCGGUACCUCCUCCGAGGAUGAUGGUGACGACUGCGACGACGAGGAAGGCUCGGACGCGACGGCCACUGCUACCGGCACUGCCGCCGCCUCUUCCUCCUCGUCGACGGAUGGCGAGGGCGACUGCGACGAGGGCGAGUGGUCAUACUCUGCCUACCCGUCCGCGUCGGCCCCUGGGUCUGCCCUCCCGUCCGGUUCUGGGUCCGCGUUCCCAUCUGCAUCUGGUUCCGGUGCCGCGUUCCCCUCCGCCUCUGGCUCCGCACCUGGCGCGGGUUCCGGCACUGCCACGUUCUACCAGCCCAGCGGGUCUGCGUCUUUCGCGUACUCCUCAGCCGCCGCUGUUGCCUCGUCCGCCCCCGCCGCGACCACGUCGCCGGAGUGCACCGAGAGUGCCUGAUUCACUGGAGACCACGGCUUCUGAGGCUCGGUGACGGGUGCUCACAUUAAUCACCCGCCUUCGCCGGCCUCGACAUCUCGGAAGCUUCAAUCCAACUUCUCGGACGUCAGGAAGCCAAACACAUCUAUUCAUUCUCGGAAGGGCACCCAACAUCGACUCUAGCAAGGGCGCGCCCGUCUUAACGACUCUCAUCCACGCUCUUUAUCACGCACCCUCACCCUCCUCACGCACACUCACGACCCGCCUGGGGGCGCAAGGCUCCCACAUGGGCGCGCACACACAUAAACCACAUACAUUAACCUCACGUUGUC
Molecule: messenger RNA, 2321 nt
Organism: Schizophyllum commune H4-8
Lineage: Eukaryota; Fungi; Basidiomycota; Agaricomycetes; Agaricales; Schizophyllaceae
Exons: 4
Coding region: 1-2010 (669 amino acids)
Biological process (GO): glucan catabolic process
Molecular function (GO): hydrolase activity, hydrolyzing O-glycosyl compounds
Source: RefSeq, a predicted model, not a curated record